ACAAUGCCGAAAAACGGAGUUUUAACAUGUGCUGCCACAAGUGGACACGUCAGUGACAAAUAUGAUGUCAGAGGCAAUGGAUCGAUGCCAUUUAUGACGUCCGAGUUGACACCGAAUGAAUUGAAGAUACACACUCUGUGGGGUAGUUUUAGCAUCUUAUGUUGAUUAGAUAUUUACAGGUACUCGUUCCACGAUGCAGCCAAUCAGGAUAAACCUUAGAGGAACGGGGAUAUGUGUCGGGAUCGCCUUUGUGUUUUUAUUUCUCUUUAUCAAGCUCAUAUUUUCACAUAGUUACAGUUCAAACUCUUCGCUCCAGUCUAAUUCCAGUUUGCUUGUAUAUGAACAAUUCCAAUCCAACUUUACACGGACUGAGCGCCCUCUACACUGGAGUGAGCGUGAGAUAGAAGAAAUCCCACAGGAUCUUAAAGUGGGGAAUGACUACUCCACCAUAGGGAUUCGAGAAUCAUCGCUACUCGUAGAGGGCGCCAGUGAACCGAUUUAUCUUCGUGAGUCUCUCGACGAGAGCAAGGCGGAGAGCAUAGAGGGCAGUGUGUUGCUACUUCAUGGUUCCGAGUACUCUUCUCAUACAUGGCUGGAGUUGGGAACGCUGCACCAACUUGCGAAAUUAGGAUAUAGAGCGGUAGCUAUUGAUUUACCAGGUUAUGUAAAUUCCAAAAACGCCGCGCUACAGGGAGAUCCAUCGACGUUCCUGGCAAACUUGAUAGAAAGGUUAAACCUUGGGCGGCCUGUUAUCAUCAGCCCUUCAAUGAGCGGCGACUACGCAUUGCCUUUGGUGAUGAAAAGACCUGAUUUGGUACGAGGAUUUGUCCCGGUGGCGCCAACUAGCACGUCAAACUUUACCGACGAACAGUAUGCUGAAAAUAAAACUCCUACAAUGAUAGUGUAUGGUGAACUUGACACACAACUUGGCGACACUUCGUACGAACAUUUGAAACAUAUGCCGGACAUUCAGUUGCACAAGAUACACAAGGCUAACCAUGCAGCCUACAUAGAUUUCACAGACAGAUUUCACCAGUUACUAUAUAAUUUUUUGAAAAACGUGCCGAAGUAGUGCUGUCGAUCGAUAUCUACCCACCAAGAUGUUCUUCAUCAUUGAAUUCAGUUUCGUGAAUGUUGCUGCGCCUUCGCCGACGGCUUCUCAGUUGAAGUCCGUCGAUGAGGGCGCUGUGACAAAAUAUACUAGUAUCACAUUUUCAAAGCAUCCCAGACAAAGAAUUAUACUAAUUUUAGUACCACAGUACACAUUCUGCAUACGACUCGCCAUAAGUCGAAAACAAACUCUAGUUGCUAAAAUUGAAACACUAACAUAAAUUGCUCUUCGAAAUAAAGUACCUUCUUUAAAUUCUGCACCAAACUGUUCUUGAAAUUACAGGCAUAUCCUUGAGAUUGAUGCUAUUAUGCAUUCACCACUUUAGUGGUAGCUUAGAGACCGUUUAUAAUGUAAAUUUCUUAAAUGAAUGGCUAUAAAGCACUGUGAUGACCAUUAUACCGUUUACAUCACACGCGCGUGCACACACCGAGAAGAGGGGAGCCAACCCGGAGUAGACUGAAUUGCAUGCACAUGCAAGAAGUAUCUUCACAUUUGAGGAAGACAAUUAUUUAUUUGGUUAUGCGAACAGGGAUAAUUUUGUACUUUUAUCGUAAUUAUAAAAAUAUUGACCACACUAAAUUCAGAUAUUAAAUUAUUUUCUUUACACAAGCAAACCCUCAGCUAUAGGGGGCGCUAGUUUCCGAAAUUCCAUGUAUAGCCUCGGUAUAAGUCUAAUAUCGAAUAGGAUGCAGCACUGUGCGACGCGACAACCAUCGCUCUUCAGCAGCUAUAAAACCCUAAAUUGUACGUUAUGUAAACAAAACUCCAAAUAUGGUAGUAUUUUUGUGAGUACUAUAAGCAACAUAAUUUGGAUAAAUUUGGUUUGAGUUGAUAAAUGGAUAUAAUAAAGUGCAUUCAAUUAUCCUA
Messenger RNA from Saccoglossus kowalevskii, 1978 nucleotides. Its product is annotated as putative protein-lysine deacylase ABHD14B. The record is from RefSeq and is a predicted model, not a curated record. Gene Ontology annotation, cellular component: cytoplasm. NCBI's taxonomy places the organism in Eukaryota, Metazoa, Hemichordata, Enteropneusta, Harrimaniidae.